This is a messenger RNA of Heterotrigona itama, 4132 nucleotides long. The record is from the annotation of a GenBank genome assembly. Lineage: Eukaryota; Metazoa; Arthropoda; Insecta; Hymenoptera; Apidae.
AUGUAUAGGGAGGCAACGGAUACACGUUCAUGGGAGCGGAAGUCAAGCACACAAUCAGGAUCGGAAGUAAUUCCGGUGACCGAACACUGUGAUGGUAUUGUUAGCCGAUCUGCUGAAUAAUAAUUGGCAUUCGGUGCAUUUACAUGGUCACGAUUGCAGAGUGUCAAUAUCUUUCCGGAUGGAAUGGAAACGUCAUUCGGUGGCUUUGCUUCAUGAUAUAGUGUUCGUUCAGUGUUUGCCGUGAAUCUAUACCUGUGACUUCAUCUUUCCGAAGGUACGUGCGUAUUAAAGGUGAAUCUUUUUGUCUUUGAGUGUAAUAAAAAUUUUUUUAUAUGAUCGUAUACAUUACAAUCUCUGUUUAUAUUUAAAUGGUACUUGAGAUAAUUUAUCUGGAACGAAGGAUGUCAAACAACAAAGAGGGUUGCUAUCACAAGUGUCGCAAAUUGACAGAAAUACACGUAUACCUGUAUAGAAUCUGAGAAUUGAAAUCACUAUUUUUGUAGAAUGUCUUACACAUAACAAUUUUCGAUUAUCUUAAAGGCAAGUCACAUAUGAAGAUGUGACAGGAAAUAUACGUGAUACAUUCGUUUUUGAAAAUUUUAUUGUCAUUCGAAGCACGAAGUAAGAAACUAAAAAAUUUAGUUUCGAUAUCGCACUCUUUUUUGUUUCAUUCUCUUCUUUUCAUUACAAUCUCAAUUAAACCGGAAAAAGGAAUGGUAUUUGUAUAUUUUCCUUUGAAUAUUUCAAGUUUUUGUCCGUUUCUUCUUCUAAUUCGAAAAUGACGAUAAUUAAAAUGACUGCUUUUAUAUUAGUUCUGAACAUUUUACGAACCAAAUUUACGAUAAAUUUAUCACAAUUUUCGUUGCCUUUCUUUCGGAAGAAGAUGGGUUGCGCACCCAGUGGACGAUCGUGCAAGAAGGGUGGUAUUCGAUUAAUGGCCACGAAGCUUACUUUCACCAAGGAUCAACUGCACAAUCUGAACACGUAUUUCUCCAAACUGGUCGACGAGUCUCAAAAUGAUUCCUCUAAUGUUUUUGCGAUCGAAGCUAUCGUGGAAAGACUGGUUCAACGCUUGAUGCGAGGCGCUGCCAACCUCGAUCGAAGAUUCUCAUCUGUGUUUCUCGUUUCAUUAAACGAACCGCGGCGAAUAAAGCAAGCUAAAUUCGAAUAUCUGCUGCGGAUAGAUGCAUUGUCGACUUCCAGUGUAGGUCCUGAGCAGGGACGUUCAGUAGUGUGCGUCGAAGAGGAUGCUUCUCUACCAGGCUUUAUUCGGUUGAAAGUACUUGACGUUGGAGCAGAAGUUUGGCGAGAGUACAUGGAUGUCGCGGGAAGAUUGAGGAGGGAUCUUGUAAAAGCCAAAUUAGCAAAUUUAUUGGCUACAGCUAUUAAACAAGACGCUGUUGGUGACCCGGCAGAUGAUAGAAAUUGUGAAAUCUCACCUGGCCAAGUUGUCGAUGCUGAAACUCUCGACAAAAUACUGAAGCAACCAGACCACAGUCGAAUAUUCUACGGGCCAGCCGUUGUUUCGGAUGGAUCGUUACCGGAACCGAGAAAUCAUCGAGUGGCCAUGAUCGAAGAUUCUAGUGGUAUACUGCUUAGAAUCGGGUUGGAUGGAUUUAAAGCUCACGAAGUUGAAGUCAGACUACUAAUCGGUAUUGGAGUGUCGUCAUGGCCCAGUUUAACCGACUAUCCUCAACGAAUAUCACUCUAUCAUUGUGACGCUCUUCUUCACUAUACUGCAGCUCAAAGUGGCAUGUACGCGGUGGCCGUUGGUCCGUACUGUGGUGCACGUUGCGAAAACCGAGCAACUCUCUGGAGAAUACGUGUUCCGGCAGCCGAGAAAAUUAUGAGUCAACACUAUGCCGCUGACAGUGUACCAGUCCUCACUGAAUCUGUGCUUCUAGAAAUUUUGUACCAGUUGCGCGAAGGACAUACUUUGAAUUUAUCAAUGAGAUCAAAGGUAACGCGGAGAAACGGUUCCUCGUCUCCAGAUCGUUUACGAGUGGUUUCCAGACACAUUCUGAGAACUGUGCACCGAUGGUCCCUGGAAAGGGCAGGACCGGAUCCGCUGACGAGCUGGGCGCCCGGUACCCUUUCAUGCCAUGUUCUGUUAGCGUUGGACGAGUUGGUCGCCGCUCUGAAAUGCCAGAGCCUAAGGUGUUACUUUCAUCCGCGUUGCAACGUGAUGCUACAGUGCGUGAGAGGCGGAAUAUCGUAUCACGAGGACGCUUACGCCUCUGAUUAUCGAUUGUUAGAAUUUUACUUGGAAACGCUUCAUUAUCGUUCCUUCUCCAUGAUAUGCGAUGCACCAAGACCUUUAGACAUUAUGGAGAGCGAGCUCAUUGUUAGAUGGCGAGACAUCAUUGCCACGUUGCCCAGAGGAAAUCCCAAUGAGGAUUACGGAUAUAGCCAGAAACAAUUGGAAUAUUUUAGUAUGAUUUUGGAGCAAGUGCUGCGAGCAAAGGACGUUUUAUUACAGGACCACUUGGACAACCGUAGUUACUCGAAUUUCCCGGAAUUGUCCUACUGUACUACGGAACAAGUGGAGAAUCUCGUGUUCCUGUUGAAACUAAUUUUAACACAGGCGAAAAAUCACAGUCAUCCGAUAGCGGAACGCAAGUUGCGAAUGCGUGGUCGUCAUAAAGAGUCGAAAAGCAGGAAACAUUACAACACGAGCAGUCAAUUCGAUUAUUCGGUCGGAUUGUUAAUUGAUAUUAUUAGAAGGGAUAGAGAAACAGCCAAUACGGAUCUGGAAGCUUUUCCAAUAAUGACCAAAAUGCUUUUACAGUGGUUGUACUUUGGCAUGGACUAUGAUCGAAAGUAUAUCGAGCCCAUUCUGCGUCCGUAUCUGAACAAUCUUUUCAACAGUUUUCACGAAUAUGGUUGGUGCGCGAUAUCUUGGAAGAAGCGACAGGAGAUGUACACGUCCGAGAUGCAAUCGUUAUCGACGUUCUGUAAAUCUGUGAUAACCGAGGAAAUAUCACCUGCUAACGGACUCGUGGACUAUCUGUCAAAGGGUUGGCGUUGGGCAGAAAAUAUGACAAAAAUGAUCGAACGUUCGGGGAAUUCACUGCGCCUGAUUUUUCUUCCUGCGAACAGGACGAUCAAAUACAACUUAACUUUUACAGAGAACAAGAGUCUCAGCUCGUUCUCCACGUGGAGCAAGGCUAGAAGUGUUAGUACGAUCGUGAGAAGAAAAAGUAUACAUUGCAGAACUAGCGAGUUAAUUGAUUCUUUAUUGAAGUUGCAAGGAACUUCAGUCGAGAAUAAAGGGGUUGCAGGACACGCGGAAUUGAGGGAUACCAGCCCUUUGACAUAUGUCGCGUUGAUGAGCAGAUUGCGAGCUCGACACCGAGGUCCUGGCGAUCUGAUCUCCGCUAUGAUCUCCCUCGGCAAGUUCCGGGUCCUGCAAGAAAUCGCCGCUCUUCUGCCGCGGGAGGAGCAAGUGGUCGUGUUGGACAUGGUGCAACGCGCGGCCAGAGAAUCCUCUCGUCGCUCGAGGAAGACCACCUGCGCGUACACGUCCAAUUCACCGAGGCAAGUGUACAGGCCGAGACCGGAGUCGAAUCUGCUGGAUUCGCCGGUGCAAUCAUCGCCAGGAAUUCGCGAGCGGCGAAUCAUCGCGGAGCACCAGAGGCAGCUGGAGAAAGAGAUACAGGAGAUGCACGACACUCUGAGGCGUAACGCGUUGAGAAGACGACGUCCGUGCAACGUCUGGGACUCGAACUCGCUGUCCUCUUGGAAUUCCUCGAUCGAUUCUAUCGCCGGAACGAUCAGCCUCCGGAGAUACCGCGCCCCAAUAUGGGACGCUGUCAAAGGAAGUUCGCCGGCUGGCUCCAGCCUGCUCGCUGACGGUAAUAUCGAGAAAAAUAAAUUCGACGAGAUGAUCAGCCGAGAGGAGUCGCCGACGUGGAGCACGCAGGACGCUCGAAGGAAGUUGGACCACUCCGAGUCGAAGAAUGGAGACGAAUUGCCAUCUUGGGACACGCUCGAGGCGACUCUGAAUAGAAGGCUGUGUAAUUACGGCAACGCCCUGUUAGAAUCUCCGGAAAUGGACGAAAGUAUUGGAAGAAACUGCGUGGCCAAGUCGCGCGAAUAAUUUCCUUCGUGAUAGUAGUUAGAUGCUCGCGGC